Molecule: messenger RNA, 306 nt
Organism: Parascedosporium putredinis
Lineage: Eukaryota; Fungi; Ascomycota; Sordariomycetes; Microascales; Microascaceae
Source: the annotation of a GenBank genome assembly
AUGGCCACCGUCACCAUCCUGUACGAGUCCGGACCCAAGUUCGACGUCCAGUACUACAUCACCAAGCACUUUGCCCUUGUUGAGGAGAAAUGGGGUCCCUUGGGCUUGUUGAGCUGGGAAGUUGUCGAGUUCGAGGAGGGCUCGCCCUAUCAGAUACAGGCCACUACCAAGUGGAAGUCCAUUGAGGCCUUCGAGGCCGCGGCUGGUAACCAGGAGGUGAUGGCGGCGGUGAUUGGCGACGUCCCUAACUAUACGACGGCGAAGCCUACCUUCCUGAAGGGCAAGACCGUGGGGUCCAAGUUGUAA